AUGGAGCGAGAGAGACAGCCAGAGAGGAAAGAGGUGAACUCUUGGAUAGUGUGUGAUGGAGACAUCGAUCCAGAGUGGGUUGAAAGCCUGAACUCUGUCCUCGAUGAUAAUCGGUUGUUAACCAUGCCCAGUGGAGAGCGCAUCCAGUUUGGACCCAAUGUUAACUUCCUGUUUGAGACUCACGACCUCAGCUGUGCCUCACCUGCCACCAUAUCCCGCAUGGGCAUGAUCUUUCUUAGUGAUGAGGACAUUGAUGUGGGUGCUUUGGUGAAGUCGUGGUUGAGACGACAACCAGACGAGUGUCGCAGUAACUUAGAAAACUGGCUGGGAGACUAUUUCCAAAAAGCUCUAAACUGGGUUCUUAAACAGAAUGACUUUGUGGUUGAAACUAGCCUGGUGGGUACUGUGAUGAAUUCCCUGUCACAUCUGAACGCUGUGAAUGAAAGGGGACAGUUUAUCAUUGGUCUUCUGAGGGGCAUGGGAGGGAACCUCAACAUUAAAACACGACAUGAGCUUGCAAAGGAGUUGUUGAGCUGGGCGAGGGAAAGUCCACCAGAUGCCAGAAAACCACUCGAUACUUAUUAUGAUUCUGUCAAUGGCCAACUAGCAGCUUACACAUUCCAGCAUCCUGAGGAUCUCACAUUGGAUCAGUUCUUUCACACACACAUGUUGCCCGUUAUAGAGACUACUGGCACGCAGAGAGGUCUGCACGGUUUUUCUCCAUGGCUUACAACUCAGCAUAGACAGCCCUUCAUGGUGGUUGGACCUGAGGGAUGCGGAAAGGGUAUGCUCCUGCGCUACGCUUUCUCUCGGCUGCGCUCCACUCAAGUUGCUGUGGUUCACUGCAGCGCCCAGACCUCAUCACGCCACGUCCUACAGAAGCUCAGCCAGACAUGCCUGUUGCUCAGCUCAAACACUGGCCGAGUGUUCAGACCAAAGGACUGUGAGAGUCUAGUCCUUUAUUUAAAAGACAUCAAUCUACCCAAACCAGACAAAUGGGGGACCAGCAACCUCACUGCCUUCCUGCAGCAGGUGUUGACAUACAAAGGAUUUUAUGAUGAAAAUCUAGAGUGGGUGAGUCUUGAAAACAUUCAGGUUGUGGCCUCCAUGUCAACAGGGGGUGCUGUCAGCAGCCAUGCCCUCACCUCCCGUUUCUCCUCAAUUGUACGCAUCUGUACCAUAGAUUAUCCAAACAGAGAGCAGCUACAGACCAUCUACUCGGCUUACUUGCAACCAGUUCUCCAGCAUAGCCUGGGCAACCAAGCAGCCUGGGCCACCAUAGGAAAAACUCACCAGUUGGCUGGGUUUUUUGUGCAGCUCUAUGAACAGAUCAAAACAAAGUUUACAGUGGAUGACCACAGUCAUUACCUGUUUACACCCUGCAUCCUCACAGAAUGGGUCCUCAGCCUCCUGCGGUAUGAUCUUACUUCAGCUGCUCUGCACAGGACCAGUGACGUCAUUCGCUGCAGUCUUGACAGGUGA
Molecule: messenger RNA, 1482 nt
Organism: Nematolebias whitei (Rio pearlfish)
Lineage: Eukaryota; Metazoa; Chordata; Actinopteri; Cyprinodontiformes; Rivulidae
Product: cytoplasmic dynein 2 heavy chain 1-like
Exons: 10
Coding region: 1-1482 (493 amino acids)
Biological process (GO): microtubule-based movement
Cellular component (GO): dynein complex
Molecular function (GO): dynein intermediate chain binding; ATP binding; dynein light intermediate chain binding
Source: RefSeq, a predicted model, not a curated record